AUGACGCGACCACCAAACGCAAAACGCGAGCCAGCCGAUUUCAUUCCGUCGAACCGUGUCCACGAAUACUUGCAGGAGUUUGCCACCAAGUUUAAUAUCGCCAACAAGAUUCGGUACAACGUCUCUGUGAAACACGUGCAGCGUCAUGAAGAUGGAGUACGCUGGACCCUUACCGUGCUCAACGAGAGAGGGGAACAAGAGACGAUCGUUUGCGACAAGUUGGUCAUCUCGACGGGUCUUACUUCCCUUCCUACCAUUCCAGAUAUUCCUUCAGAGAGCUUUGAGCCUCCAACAUUUCACUCACGAUUCCUUGGAGCGCGCUAUGAGGAAAUGCGCUCACCAGAGAUCAAGGUAGUCACCGUGUAUGGCGGAGGAAAGUCUGCAUAUGAUGCUGUGCACGCGGCUAAAGGGGGAAACAGUACAAUGGGUAAUCCGGACGAGCGGUGCCGGUAUGGGUGCAAUACACUCCAGAGUUUGGCGGCAGUUCGAUCAGCGACAUCAUCUUUACGCCUGCGAUGGACUACAACUAUCCUCAUCCGCUUCGGGACACGUGGGACAGGUUCUUCCACAGCGGCAAGAACUGGUUUGAUAUUGGCUGCAUUGACGAUUUCUGGGCUCAUGAGCAGAGUCGUCACUGGAAAGAUGGUUACGACGAACGAUGCAAUGAGAAAGCUCAAACCGGACGUCGUGGACCGCGUCAUGUACUGGCACAAUGGUCUCUUACUCGCGGUUCCAACGAUGGAUAUCCUGGAUAAAGUCAGACGCGGCGACGGUAUCACGAUUUACCGGGCGGACAUUACAAAAUUAUCGGGGAGACAUGUUCACCUUGCAGAUCAAACGACAUUGACCACGGACAUGCUUAUCUAUGCCACUGGAUAUAGCAUCCAUCAACCCAUCUUUUCAGAACAAGACGCCUACGAACUUGGGCUCCCUGUCCAGAUUUCCCAUAUCCCUUCACUUACUGGGAACCACGACGCACAGUGGCCGACACAAGCCAUGGAAGAGGCAGAUAAAGAGGUCUUGGCCAAAUUCCCUCGCCUCUCAAACCCACCGGUCGAGCCAAAGAAACCAACCUAUACGCAAUACCGUCUUUACCGUUCUAUUCUCCCCUUUCCUUUGAUGAAGAAGAGGGAUAGAUCUCUCACCUUUGUCGGUUACCUGCAAGGAGCAGCAAUUUGCAUCAUAGGCGAUGUCAGCGCAUUGUGGGCUGUGGCAUGGAUGACGGGCAAACUAGACAUCGAGAGAGAUAUGGAUGAGAUGGAAAAGGAAUGUGACCUCCUCAAUGCGUUCAUCAAACGAAGGUAUCUCAAUGCCGGUCGAGAGAUCCCAUACCUCCCAUUCGAGUGGAUGACGUAG
Serendipita indica DSM 11827 is the source of this 1356-nucleotide messenger RNA. Lineage: Eukaryota; Fungi; Basidiomycota; Agaricomycetes; Sebacinales; Serendipitaceae. The record is from the annotation of a GenBank genome assembly.